AUGCUGAUUCCUCCAGCAUUCGUCUGUAGAUACAUCACUGCACAUUCAAAGGCCAAUAAAGAGACUGCACUCACACAGUCCAUGAUACAAUCAGAGCCAUCAAAACAGCAAAAGAGAGCCAUAAGGAUCCUUCUUCUACCAAGGAAAGGUGAGUGA
Sphenostylis stenocarpa is the source of this 156-nucleotide messenger RNA. The record is from the annotation of a GenBank genome assembly. Lineage: Eukaryota; Viridiplantae; Streptophyta; Magnoliopsida; Fabales; Fabaceae.